AUGCAUCCUCCACCAAACGACAACCGGAAUCACCCUUUCCACCAAUAUCUCCAAAAGCUCACAGCACGCACUCAAUUCCAACCUCCCUUAACAUCCAGGGUUCCAAAUAUUAGUCAACCACCCACAAGAUAUACUCCUGUCAUCGCCCACAAAGAAUCCGAACUCGAAUACGAUGAUGACCACGAUGAAUACGACGACUAUUACGACCACGAAGACACGAUCGAAUACUGUUCAACCCCAGCCACAGCACCGGACUCAGAGCCCAAUGUAAGCUACGGAAAUGGUUUAAAAACAGUAACAAUAAACCUCAACUCCUCUUUUCAAAUCACAGGAGACGGGAAUUCCGUUGCCAUUGCUUCACGUGAGGCGCAACCCCAGACAUGGACGCCGGAGAUAGAAAGGAACACAACCACAAAUGCUACUAGGGACCCCAAGCCCAAGAUCACGAACACUAUAGCAGCUAUCAUCGCUUCUCUUCAGCAAUCCGGCGCCAUGACGCCCACAAAUGCGGAAUCAAAAGCAGGCCAUGUUCCCUAUAGUCCAGAUGCUGCUGUGCCUGCCGCGGUAGAAAUUAAUAUUGACGCUGGAGUGAAGAUUAAGGGAUGUCAGAAUGUGGUCUGUUUUGGGACAUUUGCCCCUCGUGUUGGUGGAUUGAAGGUGAACAGCCAUGGCCAAGACGCAAGGAAAAGACGAGCUCAGUCGGAACCAGUCAGUGGUCUGGAGACGAAGAGAUAUAGGAGAUAA
Messenger RNA from Aspergillus versicolor CBS 583.65, 744 nucleotides. RefSeq lists its product as uncharacterized. The transcript is spliced from 2 exons. The coding region runs from base 1 to 744 and encodes 247 amino acids. The record is from RefSeq and is a predicted model, not a curated record. NCBI's taxonomy places the organism in Eukaryota, Fungi, Ascomycota, Eurotiomycetes, Eurotiales, Aspergillaceae.